Molecule: messenger RNA, 457 nt
Organism: Racocetra persica
Lineage: Eukaryota; Fungi; Glomeromycota; Glomeromycetes; Diversisporales; Gigasporaceae
Source: the annotation of a GenBank genome assembly
UAAUAUCAAACGAGAUGACGACCAUGUCUUCGAGGUUCUGCUUAACCUGAAGUUUCUGAAUGAAAUUGAACAUGCGUUUCAAGGCCGUGAAGUGAUUACUGAAUAUGAAAACAAAGAUCUUAAAAAUGAGUUGUAUUUCUUUACCAGUGGAGAAAAUAUCGAACUACUUUUUGAAUCAGAAGAUUUAUGUUUGUGUGGCAAUAUGAGAUACAAAAAGAAUUCAAAGUGCAAAGAGUGUCAUGAAAAUUUAUUAAAGGAACAUGCACUGAUAUGCAGAUUGUAUAGAGAGGGAAAGAUAUCAUGCAGCAUGUGUAAAUCUGGUAAAAGAUAUUGGGAUUCCAAGAAAAGGAUUUAUCUUGAUAAAUGCAAAACGUGUAAUGAUAUUAUAGAGAUGAAUAAUUCUAAUCCAGAUUUGGAGAUCAUUUGUAAAGAUUGUAGUAAUAAAUGGAGACAGAUA